Messenger RNA from Pseudophryne corroboree (corroboree frog), 5122 nucleotides. RefSeq names its product WD repeat domain 47 (gene WDR47). The transcript is spliced from 16 exons. The record is from RefSeq and is a predicted model, not a curated record. Lineage: Eukaryota; Metazoa; Chordata; Amphibia; Anura; Myobatrachidae. Gene Ontology annotation, molecular function: protein binding. Bases 119 to 2950 code for a protein of 943 amino acids.
CAUUUCCUUUGUUGCAUCUGCUACGGAAGAUUUCAGUGUUGUUAAAUGUUGCUCCCCACCCACAUUGGGAUUGGUAUAGUCCUGUUUUCCAAGGAAGCGCAAGGAUUUGUGGGCCAAGAUGGCGGCAUCUGUGGAGGUGCAGCAGUUUGCACCACUGAAUGGGAGGAGUAGCGUGGAUUGGGAGCAUUCCUUGACCAUCACAAUGACGGCGGAAGAAACUGUAAAUGUGAAAGAAGUAGAGAUUACCAAGUUGAUUCUAGACUUCCUCAAUGCCAAGAAGCUGCACAUCAGCAUGCUGGCCCUGGAGAAGGAGAGUGGAGUGAUAAAUGGGCUGUAUUCUGAUGAUAUGCUUUUUCUCCGGCAGCUGAUCCUUGAUGGUCAGUGGGAUGAAGUCCUGCAGUUUAUUCAACCAUUAGAGUGCAUGGAAAAGUUUGACAGAAAAAGGUUUCGGUACAUAAUCCUGAAGCAGAAGUUUUUGGAAGCCCUGUGUGUGAACAAUGCAAUGUCAGCAGAAGAGGAGCCACAGCAUAUGGAAUUUACAAUGCAAGAAGCUGUGAAAUGUCUCCAUGCUCUAGAGGAGUACUGUUCUUCUAAGGACGAUUAUAGCAAGUUGUGUCUUCUGCUUACACUGCCGAGGCUCACAAACCACGCAGAGUUCAAGGACUGGAAUCCUAGCACCGCACGUGUGCACUGCUUUGAAGAAUCCUGUGCCAUGGUAGCUGAGUUUAUCCCUGCUGAUCGAAAGCUAAGUGAGGCAGGAUUUAAGGCCAGUAAUAACCGGUUGUUUCAGCUCAUCAUGAAGGGCCUGCUGUAUGAAUGCUGUGUGGAAUUCUGCCAGAGCAAGGCCACUGGGGAGGAGAUUACAGAGAGCGAGGUCCUGGUUGGAAUAGACCUCCUUUGUGGCAAUGGAUGUGAUGAUCUGGACUUAAGUCUUCUAUCUUGGCUUCAGAACUUGCCUCCUACUGUGUUCUCUUGUGCCUUUGAACAGAAGACCCUGAAUAUUCAUGUUGACAAACUUAUGAAGCCCAGCAAAGCAGGCUAUGCCGAUCUUCUUACCCCACUCAUCAGCAAACUCUCCCCAUACCCUUCCUCACCUAUGAGACGCCCACAGUCAGCUGAUGCAUACAUGUCACGCUCACUGAACCCGGCCCUGGAUGGGCUAACAUGUGGGCUGAGUGGUCAUGAUAAGAGAUUGGCUGAGCCUGGAAGUAAAACAUCUCCCAUGUCACAUUCAUUUGCUAAUUUUCACUACCCUGGAAUGCAGAAACUCAGUCGUAGCUUAAUGUUGGAGAGCUCGGAUUGUCACAGCAUCUAUGAAGAGUCUUCUGAAAGGAGUGAAACCCCUCAGGAGAAGGAGAUUCCAGGUAGCAGUGAGACUUUGUGCCAAAACCUGAGUCCUGAGAAUGACCCCCAAGCUGCAGCUCCAUGCGAGGAGCCAAGAAAACCUGAGACAAAUGAGCUCCGGGAUUCCACAGAGCAGUUUGAAGAAUAUUACAGACAGAAACUGCGUUACCAGCAGCACCUAGAACAGAAGGAGCAGCAGAGGCAGCUCUACCAACAAAUGCUGUUUGAGGGUGGAGUCAACCAAGUAGAGGACGCAGAGCAACCCCAGAAUCUCACAGAGCAGUUUCUCAAUAGGUCUAUCCGGAAACUGGGAGAGCUGAAUGUGGGGAUGGAACCUAUUGGUGAUGAAAUUCAGGCAAAGAGCAUACCACACAAUGGUCCCAGAGACAGCAGCUCUUCUGCCAUCAAUGGCCAUUCUCCUCUCCUGACCUCUUUACAGAGAAAUCCGCUGCCUGAUGGACAGAGCAUCAAUACCAGCACGCCACAGAAACGAGGAUGCGCUACCAAUAUUCCAAUUCCAGAGGAAUCGCCAGUAUUUGGAAGUGCAGGCGAAAGUAUUCGGCAACAGUCUGAGGAUGCACUAAGUGCUGGAGCGCGAAAAAGUUCAGAGCCAGAUGGAAAGUCGAAACAGCAGUUUGUCUGCCUCAAUACUCUAGAGGACACGCAGGCAGUUCGGGCCGUAGCAUUCCAUCCCACUGGAUCACUCUAUGCUGUGGGAUCUAAUUCCAAAACUCUGAGAGUUUGUGCUUACCCUGAUGUGUUAGACACCAGUGUUGCAAACAGACUCGCGCAACCAGUGGUUCGGUUUAAGAGGAACAAGCAUCACAAGGGUUCAAUUUACUGUGUGGCAUGGAGUCCCUGUGGGCAGCUGCUUGCCACAGGUUCUAAUGACAAGUAUGUCAAAGUACUGCCUUUUAAUGCUGAGACCUGCAAUGCAACUGGUCCAGACCUGGAAUUCAGCAUGCAUGAUGGUACGAUUAGAGACUUGGCAUUUAUGGAGGGGCCGGAGAGCGGAGGUGCAAUAUUAAUCAGUGCAGGCGCUGGAGACUGUAAUAUCUACACCACAGAUUGCCAGCGUGGGCAAGGGCUUCAUGCAUUAAGUGGUCACACAGGGCAUAUACUGGCACUUUAUACAUGGAGUGGUUGGAUGAUUGCAUCAGGGUCCCAAGACAAGACCGUGCGGUUCUGGGAUCUACGGGUGCCCAGCUGUGUUCGAGUGAUCGGCACUACAUUCCAUGGAACCGGUAGUCCAGUGGCAUCAGUGGCAGUGGAUCCUAGUGGGAGGCUGCUUGCCACAGGACAGGAAGACUCAAGUUGCAUGCUGUAUGACAUUAGAGGAGGCCGAAUGGUGCAGAGUUAUCAACCACACUCUAGCGAUGUGCGCUCUGUCCGCUUCUCCCCGGGAGCUCACUACCUGCUCACUGGUUCUUAUGACAUGACGAUCAAAGUCUCUGACUUACAAGGUGAUCUCACAAAACCUCUUCCGAUCAUUGAAGCAGGUGAGCACAAAGACAAAGUGAUUCAGUGCCGAUGGCAUACUCAAGAUCUGUCUUUCCUAUCCUCUUCCGCUGACAGAACUGUAUCACUUUGGACUUACAAUGCGUAGCCAGAGACUUUCCAAAUGUCUAGCUGGCUAUCUUCAAGAGGCGGAUAUAACAUCUAUGUGGCUUCCAUGAUCAUGAUUUACGGUUGAAUCCUUGAGCUGCAGAGAGGUUGGUUACUCAACACCUGCAACCGAAAAUAAAUAAAUAGUUCCAGCAUUUUAUCCGUGGAAAUGAAAGUGGACAAAUGCAAAGGUGAAGUAUAGCUACGCAAGCCUCCGUUUAGCAGUGGAUGAGAUUCACGUUGGUGAAUCCUAGAUAUCCACUCUUCCCUCCACAGUGAGAAGUCUUUAUUUUUUUUUUUGUGCUUUAUUGUUUUAACAAAAGAAGCAAAGAGAAGGAAUUACAUGACUGUGCUGUUGUAAGGCAAUGCAGAAGACCGAGGCGUUUGUCCAAUCUCAAAGGCUUUGUAAGGUUAUAUAUUACUGCAAUUAUCUCCACAAUGUUGUCUUUUUUGUGUAUAUUUUUGUUUUAUUUCACCAUACCUUUUUGGAAGCAGAGGCAUUAGCACUGUUAACCUUUGAUGGAAGAAAAAACAACAACAGUAUUCCAUACCUUUUGGACUACUUGCAUAUACCUCGUUAUGGAAUUGUCACCCAUUUUCAUAGCUGUUGGCAAAAUAUGCCAAUGGCUGAAAUCUUGUCAUUCAUUUCUGAAAUUGGCAUAAGGAAGUCUGUUACUCAGAUUAUGAUUACAUUACUCCGUAUAGAUUGACAUAAGAGAAGCACUACUAGUCCACCGUGCACAUUUAGUGUGAGGGACAUUUAAAACCUGUGGUUCUGUCACAGGCGGCAAUAUUGGGGCAACUACUCGGUAUACUUGCUGCAAUAUCACAGCCUUUGUGGCUGUAGAACACAUUCCUUGAUGAAUAAGGUUUUUCAUUGUCAGUUUUCAGUCUCUUACAUUUCCAAAAUCAUCAAAAUAGAUAUAUGGAGAAUGUACAGAAAACAGAUCAUUCAAUCUGCCCACACACAUUGUCCAGCGCUAUCCGAUAUUUGUAAGCAUUCUUUUCUGUUAAGAUAUUUUGAUUUAUAAUUGUAGGAACUCAUUUAAUAAUACAGCAUCAUGAGAAAUAAAUAGCCUUUGUGCGUGUGCACUUAAGGAGUACACUACAGCUCACUUGAACCUCUGCUGUCCUUUUACAUUGAACAAUCUUCCAUAUGGAUCUGAUCUUUAAGGCACUUGCAGGUUAUAGCGUGUUAUAUUUUUAUGUACAUUUUCUUCUGUUACCAUAAUAAUGUUUUUAAUAUCAAACAGAAAUUAAAACAACCAUUUCUUUAUAUUGCAAGGCCUUUUCUAAAGUAAACAGUCACUUGUAUUGAACCAGAAUACAACUGUUCCACCGUUCAUAACACAUGAAUCUUAAAUGCUGGACAUCGGUAGGUAGCCCCUUUUUCCAGUCUAUAUGCUUCUCUGGCUUUCAGAAGUCAGUUUACGUAUUUGUCCUUUAGGCGAGCACAUACGAACAAAUAUACCACCAUCAUACAUAGCAAAUCAAGAUGCUUUACACUACUAUCUAGUGCUGUAUGCUGAUUUUUAUUGUAGGUGAAAUGCUGCUAGAAUUAUCCAGUGUUGAUAUUGUUUUACAGUUUUUAUACAUGCAACAAGCCAGAUCGCUCGGCAUACCCUCUGCUUGUUACGUGGCCAGUAACACAUUGCACAGGCAGUAAUGGGGUUAGUAGUGUCACUGUAGCUCGUGGUUACACUCGCAAACCACUUUGUGCCAGAGAGGUAGCGUUGUGUAAAUUACAGCAUGGCACAUUAGCAUGAAACAUUUCAUUUUGGUUCCCCUUUUUAAUGCAAGACUAACUUGGAUAUUAAGGUGUUGCACUUUUUGUGUUGUGUAAACCAUUUCUUUUGCUGUAUGGGACCAGUCCCCACUUCUAGAAAGAGAGGUUUAAAGCUGUAUCCACUAAUGUAAAUGCUAAUAUUCUUAGAUUAUUUUGUUCAUAUUGUAUAUUUUUUAUUUUUGUUAAAAUUAAAAAAAAAAACCUAAAUGAGAUUUAGGAAUGUUUUAUUUAUUUGAUAUAAAGUGGAAUUACCAUUUUUGUUCUUUUAAUAUACAACAUUUUCCGUGCACCGUAUGCAGAUAUUUUUUACCUAUUUAAUGUGGAAAUGUUACUAUGGAAAUGUAACUGUGCUGCAAUAUGAAUAAAGACAUCCAAGAUUCAUUAUUU